Molecule: messenger RNA, 1374 nt
Organism: Coprinopsis cinerea okayama7#130
Lineage: Eukaryota; Fungi; Basidiomycota; Agaricomycetes; Agaricales; Psathyrellaceae
Product: AGC/PKA protein kinase
Exons: 3
Coding region: 1-1374 (457 amino acids)
Biological process (GO): peptidyl-serine phosphorylation
Cellular component (GO): cAMP-dependent protein kinase complex; nucleus
Molecular function (GO): cAMP-dependent protein kinase activity; ATP binding
Source: RefSeq, a predicted model, not a curated record
AUGUCCUUCCAGCAUCACCCAACAUCGUUAUCAAUGCCCGCUGAACCCGUUCGGCGGAUAUCGAUUACAUACCAGCAGCCUUCGUGUCCAGAAUCGCAGGUCGUAGUCACUGAGGCCCCCAUAACUCCUCCCCUUUCUCCCAAGUCCAUCGCCACAAAGUCGGGCGCUAUGCCCGUGGAAGAAAUGCCCAUCUGCAGUUCGAAACCUAUUCAAAUACACUCCGAACAGGAGGCGAUGGACGUCGAGUCGGCGCCCGUUCACCAACAUCCGAAUACCAUGCCAGGCGAACAACAAGCCCAGUCCCAAGAUCAGUCUAACGAAUCGCAGAACCGCCCACAACGGUGUCUUGAAGACCAGCGUGUUCGGUUGCAGGGUUCUGGUUUGAAGCUGUCCGAUUUUGAGGUCAGGGGAACACUUGGCACCGGGACGUUUGGGAAGGUACUCUUGGUGCGCCAUAAGACCGCUCGAGACCGACAUGGAGCGCAAAGUCAUUUUGCGAUGAAAGUGCUUCGCAAAACGGUGAUCGUGCAACUGCGACAAGUCGAGCACGUCAAUGCGGAACGAUAUAUCCUCUCGAGGGUGAACCAUCCAUUCAUCGUGGACCUCUUUGCGACCUUCCAGGACAGUCUCAACGUCUAUAUGCUCAUGUCCUAUGUCCCUGGGGGUGAACUUUUCACCCAUCUGCGACGCGCACAGCGGUUCACUCCUGACGUUACCCGAUUCUACCUUGCCACGAUUAUCCUCGCCCUCAAGUACCUCCACUCGUUCAACAUCAUCUACCGCGACUUGAAGCCCGAAAACCUUCUGUUGGAUUCUCGGGGUUAUCUCCGACUCACAGACUUUGGCUUCGCGAAAAUUGUCGACGACCGAACUUGGACUCUGUGUGGCACCCCAGAAUACCUUGCCCCAGAGAUUAUCCAAUCCGACGGUCACGGCAAGGCCGCGGAUUGGUGGGCAUGUGGGGUGUUGUGCUACGAGAUGCUGGUUGGAUAUCCGCCCUUCUUCGACGAAUCUCCGUACGGCAUUUACGAAAAGAUUCUGAACGGCCAAAUCCACUGGCCGCGGCACAUUGAUCGUCUUUCAAAAGACUUGAUCAAGUCGUUCCUCAACCCAGAUCGCACCAAGCGACUGGGUAACAUGCUGGGAGGCCCCCAGGAUAUCCUUGACCAUCCCUGGUUUAGAGGUGUUGAUUGGGAUGCAUUGGAAAGGCGUGAAAUCAACGCUCCCAUUAUCCCAAGGACGACAUCGGUCGACGAUACCCGCCACUUCUUGCAUCUCCCUCCUCCUACCGCUGAGGAAAUCCCCGGCCUUGUUGGGCAAGAUCUCCCUCAGCCACGCUUUGACCCGAUCAAUUACCACUUCCUCGAGUUUUAA